This is a messenger RNA of Venturia canescens, 1143 nucleotides long. RefSeq lists its product as uncharacterized. NCBI's taxonomy places the organism in Eukaryota, Metazoa, Arthropoda, Insecta, Hymenoptera, Ichneumonidae. The transcript is spliced from 4 exons. The coding region runs from base 174 to 644 and encodes 156 amino acids. The record is from RefSeq and is a predicted model, not a curated record.
CAUCCGUUUUUUUCUCGUCUUCUCCUUAGCUCCGUCGUAAAUUUCGCUUGCUCAAAGACAAGCUCGUUUCACGGUCCAGUUCAGCUGCUUAAACAAUUAUAAAUUUUCUGCCAAGCUGCUUCAUCGCGAGCAAUCAAUCCGGCGGAGCCUCGCCGCAUCAUUCGCUUCGCAUCAUGUAUUCACCGGUUUGGAUUUACGGACUUUCUUUCGUCGCUAUUGCUGCUGCCAUCGAUGACCAGGAGUACGAAAGAGAACAAAAAGUAAUGAAAUAUGAGGCGAAGGUUUGCGAGCCCCUGAAGAAGUUCAUCCAUCCUCAUCGCUGCGCCGAUUGCAUUUGUCGACUUCAUGGCUACGGAAACGUCUGCGAAAAGCGGAGAAACUGUUACAAAUUCGAGGCACGACCGCAAGAAGACCGUGAAUGCACUCCAGCCUUGAGGUUCACGACGAAAUGUCACUUGUGCAAGUGUUCUUCGACGGGACUGAUUGACAGCUGCGUUGCCAAGAACUCUCAUUGUAUGGACGACAUUCUCGAUGGCCUUGUCCGAGAGAAGGAGGAUGCAGUGCCCCAGUACAUAGAAAACCUAGACAAAUAUCCCUUCGAUUUGGCUAUAGGCGAUUUGAACAACUUCAUUUUUGCACAAUGAAAAUACUUCGGGAUUGCGAGCAGCAGGAAUUUUUCUCCUUGGAAGAGUCGAGUUCAUGGUAAAUAUAAAAUUUGUUGAAUGAGAACGGGGCGGAGCUGGGAGGAAGCGUUUUGGAGUGAAUUUAUGAUUGAGAACUCGGCUGCGUCCCUCGGAGAUCGCUCGUUAAAUAUUUUGUCUCGUUCGAGUGUGCAGUUGAACAUUAUUAGUUUUUAUGGGACCUCGAUAACUCUUCGAAUCGGAUGUCUCAGCAAAAUACAAGCGUUUUAUGUUUUUAUUGGGUGAGCACGUGAGACGUGACAAUGCCUGUCGCUUCCCAGUUUUCGAACGACGUUUCAAACGAGCCAAUAAAGCAGGUUUGUAAGUUUCGAGACGUUCUGACCAGUAUAACGUUGACUGCUUUUGAGAAAUGCGAAUAAAAUGCAUUCUGGCGAAAAUAUUUCGUCGAGUCGAAUCCCCGGCAAUGGAAAAUGCGAUUAAAAGCUUCUCCAAUGUCGGAAUU